AUGGCCACCAACGAGGCCGGAGCGCCCGAGGAGGAUGCUGGCGGACCAAAUUGUGUACCUGAAACAGGCGACUCCUUAGCCGCACACGUUCCACCCUUCCCGCAAUCUCUGGCUCGUCUCGAGAGCUGCCGGUGCGUCACAAAUGCUGACGGCCAUCACUUUCUUCUCUGUGAAGAAGAAGAAAACAUCGACAUCUUGCGUCAGUCCUCCUCUUCCUUUUACCCCACGAACCCGGAAGGCGUCUUCGUCCUCCACUCGCCCCUCCUUUCUUCACAUCUCUCCGCGACUGCAUGCUCUUCGUCGGUCUCUGACCCCAAGUCGAACGCUGGUCCCCGCCGCGUGGUAGCUGUCUCCAUUCCCCUUGCCGUGAGCAAGUCGGAGAGAGAGGCCCGUGAACUGUUGAAGACUCACCUGCCGGAGUGGGAGGCAGCGUUGCAUGCGUUCCUCUCAGGAAAAGAGGAGAGUGCCAGCAGCGCGGACAUUGCGGUGGACAAAAAACCUCGCGAGAAGAUGUCUUCCCCAGAGCUUGAUGUGCGCCCCGACGGCGGCGCGGACCCGACUUCGGGAACCGCAGACUCGCAUCUCGCGCAGGCAAGUGUUGCCCCAAACGCGCCGCCGCUCGCUCCUCCCGCGCCGCUGGCGACAGACGAGGCUCGCCCUGCGGGCGGCGACGCACGCGGAGGCGAGGACGCCUCCGAGACCGUCCCAGUGGCUUCGGAACAGAGCGCAGCGGGAUUUGCUGCGCCCGGGGUGCUCACGAAGGAGGAGCCUCGUGGCGACGAACACGAAGUGACUGACUUGUCGACCAACGGGCGGACUGCGAAGGAGGAACACGGCGUCCCUGCGGCGUCUUCUGGGCUUGGCGCGUCGUCGCUCGCUGCUUCGGACAGCACGGCCGGCGCCUCUGCGAAUCCUCUCCCCUCCACUGAAAAGACACAGGGAGCCAGUAACGCGAAGGGCGUGGACUCGCACGCGUCGAUUGCCUCGCCAUCUUCGGGCGCCGCCUCGAACGGUGCGCCGCCCAAAUCGCCAGGCCACGCGCUUCCCGCGUCAAGCGGCCAGCUCGCAGGGGGAGGACCCCAGGCGUCGCCGGGCACGCCUUCCCGGACGCCUUCGGCUGCAGGCGAGGCAAGUCGACGCGGAGGUGCGACCCUCGCGCCGGCAUCUGCGCCGCCCCCGCGCCGGCCGACCCUUUUCAACCUGCUGGAUGCACUCGCCCACGACAGUGUGACGACGCCUGACCAGCGGAACUGCAUCCGCAGCGUUGUGACGGACUUUUUGAACCACAGCUUGCCGCAUGCGAAGGUCUACACGUUCAUCGGGGCGAUCGUUGGGCACGACGUCCUCCACGCGAUGGUCCGGAAACUGGAGGAGCAACCGUCGCGUCUGGGCGCACCCGACCAGGGAGGCCUCACGCGCAUCGAGAAGGCGUUUGGUCUCACGAAAACAAGCGGCGCCGUCGCUGGAGGCGCUGCGGGGCCCGCAGGCGCCGGCUCGGGGACUGGAGCCGCAGGCCGCCUCGCGUCCAAGUGCGAAGAGGAAAAGAACCAAGUGAAAAACGCAGUUCUCGGCGAAGCAAACUACUUCCAAAACAGUGGACAACACGCCCGCACUGGAGGCCGGUCACACGCAGCCAGCGGGCUUCAUGGCGUUUCCGGCGUUGGCCCCUCGGGCGCGACCGGCAGCGCACACGGUCCAGGCGAGCGCGACUCUCCGCUGGCCGCGGUUGCUCGACACGCCGCUGCAGCGACGCAGGCUCAGGGCGACGGAGCGGGCCGAGACUCGCGCGUCGUGGUCGGGCAGAGCCGUGACGAGGUGGUGAAGGCGAUGCGGAGGAAUUUGGAGGCGCGGAGACAAGUCCAGGGCUCUGUUGAUGUUUUCGACCGCGUCAAGUGGCUGCCUGUGCGUCGCGCGCUCACGCCAGUUCCGGUCUUUGGCCACUCGCUGGUCACCUUUAGCAACACAGCAGUUUUGUUUGGAGGCAGCAACACGGAAGGCGCCGUCAGUUUCCGCCACGUGUUUGUAGUCAACACGAACGACUUCUCAGUGCGGGGCUUUCCCAUGGGCGGCGACCCGCCCUGCGAACGCGAUGGCCACACCACCACGGGGCUGACGACUGCGGCGGGACCAGCGGUGAUUCUGUUUGGCGGAUGCAGCCAGGACUCGUUCCUCAACGAUGUGUACAUGCUCGAGGUGGAUCCCAAGAGAUGGGUUCGACGCCACCCAGUCGGCAAGGCGCCGCAGCCGCGCGACCAGCACGUCGCCGCUGUGUUCCCAGCGCGCACGGAGACGGGCGUCUGCCGCGAGAACAGCCAGGAGGUGCUAUCGGAGUUUCUCUUCAUCUUCGGAGGACGCAUCGGAUGCCCGGAGGCGUACCAGGCGACGAAUGACAUGUGGACGUUGCAUUUGGCGACGGAUACCUGGACGCAAGUGUUGCUUGAGGGCUCUCGCCUUCGGCCGCCUCCGCGGUUCGGCUGCUGCGGCGUGUGGUCCAACGAUUUGUUUUUGACCGUCUUUGGAGGCGAGACAACCGCCCCCGCGCACGGUUGUGCCUUGGCGCGCGACGCCGACCGCGCCGAGGACGACGGCGACGCCGAACGGGCCCUGCCGCGCCUCCUCCUCGACGACAUGUGGCACUUCAAAAUCCUCGACGUCGUCGGCGCGGGCCCGGACGCUCGCCACGCGCGCGGGGCGCACAUCGUCGGCGAAUGGACCCAGGAGAAGUACGAAGGCGCCGUCGCCCCGCGGUCGCACUACUCUGCGAUCUUCAUCACGCAGCGCUACCAAGAGCCGCGUGCGGAGCCGCGCACGGUGGAGCGUCUCAUGUUGAUAACGAGCGGGCUGACGUACGAGCAGGAUUCUCAGCGGUCGUCCGGCGGACUGAACGCGAUGCCUCGCCAGGACGCGAAGCUGGAAGCCGCGAAGCCGCGCAAAGUCGUGGAGACCGACAAGAUCACGGUAUACUUUUUCAGUCGGAAGAAAUGGUUCACUCUGAAACCCCGGUACCCGGCAGACUACGUGUACGACCUCUGCGGAGCGCGCCAGAGACACGUCGCCUGCUUCUUCGAGGCGCAACCCCUCACCCAGCGCGCACCGAGGCCUCCGGUCCCCUGUCUCCUCAUCCACGGUGGCUUCCGAGGCAAACAAGUUCUGAACGACGCCUGGGUGCUGUCGCUGACGGGCGAGGAUCCGUAUCGAGGCGCGUUGUUUGCGAGUGCGAACCGCGGGGCGAACGCAGGCUUUGGCGCGCCUUCCGCCUUUGCGCCGUCGAGUCUCUCUUCGUCGGCCUUGCAGCAACUGGCUAUGGGCCGCUCGAUGCUCUCGCUGCGCAUGUACCCCUCGUACUAUAUUCGAGAAACGCACAGCCCGGGCAUUCUCUGGGCGCUGUGUGGCCAGCAGCGGUGGGCUUUUGGGGCUAUUUCCCAGCUCGUUGAGAACUCGCUGUCUCCAGUGGUGACGAGCAGAAACGUUUACGUGACUUGGGAGGAAUCCCCCGAGAAGGAACCGAUGCUGGCGAUCCAGGACGACGGCCAAGGCGUCGACUACCCCGCGAUGAACGCCCUUUUGAGACUCUUCGGAACCUUCGAACCUGGAGACCGCAUGCGAAAAAGUUACGAGUACGGCGUCGGCUUUAAAAUUGCCUUUGGGCGUUUGUCCUCGAGCUGCGCUGUCAUGUCUCGAACGCAAGGAACGAUCGGCGUGGGGAUGCUGUCGAUGGAGUUGAUGGGUCACUGCGACGCUCGGGAAAUCGUUGCGCCUAUGUGCAUGUGGAGGUUGCCGAACAAGGAGCUGAUCAACCGAGAUCCGAACAACGCGGCAGACCACCGGCACCACCAGCGUCUCCUGAUGAGCUACACGCCUUUCACGACCCCGAAUUUGUUGGCGGAGCAAAUCAAUUUGCUCGGCACAGUUCCUGGGACGCGAUUGGUGUUUUGGGACUUGCGCGACGACUUGGACUUUCUCGUGUUUGACCCGGCUGAAGGCACACUGUUUUUGAACACUGCGCCGGCGGGCGAGCGGGGGCGGAAAGGCGAAGCAGGGAAGGCGGCUGAGGGGUUCGAUGUCCACGGGGCCGAGAAGGCCGCGCCGGUCGACUUGCCGCUGGGAAAGGGGAGACAGGAGGAUAUCACGCGGCCGCGCCUCGACGCCGACGACGGUCCAAGUCCUGCGGGGGGACCGGAGCUCCUCGACCUCGACGAGGACGGCCAGCCGUUGCCUGCGCGAGGCGGGAAGGAGACAGGUGUCUCCGAGGACGAGAAGGCGCGCGGGCCAGGAGACGCUGCGUCUUCAGCUGGGGACGGAAAGGAGGCGACGCCGCCAGGAGAGGAGAGCGCGAAGAGUGGAGAGAAGCGAGGCCGGCUGCAGGGCAGCUUGCCGCCGCUUUUCCCGCUGUGGACUUGUGCGCGUCAUUCGCCCGACUACUGCCUCCCGACUUACCUCUUUUGGUUCCACCUGCACUCGCCUGCGCAGCUUCACGUCCAGGGCGUGCCUCUGUUGCCCACUCCCGCGAGUCUCGCGAAGAUCGUCGAGCAGGAAGCGUGCAAGAGCGAAGAAAAGCGCGACGGGGCCGAGGCGCAUGCGGGCCAAGAAGGCGCGGAGCUUCUCCAGGAGAAGGACGGGGAGACGCGAGGCGACGAGGAGGAAGAAAAACGAAAGGAAGCAAGAGAAAAGCACGAAAAAGAGGAACUCGCAGAAUCUCCCGGACCAGGCAGAUCUCUCUACUUCUUCCUCAAAGAACGCCUCUACUGCCAGGCUGAACUCCAGUACCUCUUCACGCCCGCGGACCACGCCACAGGCUGCUUCGCUCUCUUUGGCUUCCUCAACGAUCCGUGCGCGCCGCUUGCGCCUGGGCCGAGCGCCGCGCCGCGGGUCUGCGAGGCUGGUGUGUUGCUCUACUUUCGCCAGCGGCUCAUUCGCCGCCUCGACGCAGCCUUCCCUGACUACCCGAAAGCGCUGAAUGCUGCUUGUGAGCCUGCGGAUGAUUCUCUUUUCGGAGGAAAAGACGGGACUGGCUCGGCAGAAAUGUUCAAGUACUGUCUCACCGCCGUGGUCCACGUGCCGGAGUGGAUGCUGCCGUCGAUGACUAAACAGGAUUUCCGCCACGAGAACAAUUUGCCGUUCAUGAAAUUCAAAAGCAGACUUUUGAAGCUGAUCGACGAGUAUCUGCGUCGCUGUCGCAACCCCCAGGCGCUCCAGGCCUGGCUGGAGGACAGGGCGCGCCGCCUCCGAGAGUACCACGAGGAACUCCGCCGCUCCCGCCCCAAGAGACGACUGGGUGAAGACUUCACUGACGAAGAGCGUCCUCGCCGCAGCCCCACUCCCCCUGUGACGCACUCCAGUUCAGGGGCUCCAAUUUGGACAGGGGAGCGAGGCAGCGGCGCGGCUGUGUCGCUCCCCCCCGUCAAGCAACGCGCAGUGGCGCGGCCAGGGGCUGGAAGCUCCGGAUCGUGGACGGAAGAGCGCGGAAGCGAGAGAGAAGGCGAAGAGCGAAAGGAGGUUUCGGCGGAGACAAGCAAGGAAGAGAGAAUGGACGAGGGCGAAGACCGGACCACUCCCGCGUCGGAACUCGAAGGCGCACAGCCUGGAGGAGAGCGCGAAAAAUUUGCAGAGGCCGGAAGCGAGGGAGCGUCCGGGACGGGAGUCUCCUCUGUGGUGGAUUCAGGGGACAUGGUGGCGGAGACAGCGGGCGCUGUUCCGGUCGCUGGGGCUGGGGACAGUUCGGGCUCGGGGACAACUGGGGCUCUGGAGCCCAACGCGGUCGUUGACUCUGAAGGUUUGUCGGGGGCCGGAGAGCAGGCCUUGGAGACAGAUGUGUAA
This is a messenger RNA of Neospora caninum, 5817 nucleotides long. RefSeq names its product kelch repeat-containing proteins that is fused to a HSP90-like ATpase, related. NCBI's taxonomy places the organism in Eukaryota, Apicomplexa, Conoidasida, Eucoccidiorida, Sarcocystidae. The transcript has 16 exons. The coding region runs from base 1 to 5817 and encodes 1938 amino acids. The record is from RefSeq and is a predicted model, not a curated record. Gene Ontology annotation, molecular function: protein binding.